This is a messenger RNA of Sus scrofa (pig), 1143 nucleotides long. It is a transcript of the gene CCDC42, whose product is annotated as coiled-coil domain containing 42. The record is from RefSeq and is marked validated. Gene Ontology annotation, biological process: spermatid development. NCBI's taxonomy places the organism in Eukaryota, Metazoa, Chordata, Mammalia, Artiodactyla, Suidae.
AUGAGCCUGGGCAUCAUGGAAGAGGAGGAUCUGGCGGAGUACUUCCGGCUGCAGUAUGGGGAGCGGCUGCUGCAGCUGCUGCAGAAGUUCCCCAGCAUUGAGGACGAGUCCGACUCCCCAUCGGUCCGGCUGCUGGAGAAGAAGAAGGAGGCCAAGAUCAUGCACCACGCCAUGGAGCAGAAGAAGGAGACAUUUCAGCGCAGAAUGGAAACCCUGAACCUGCGCUGGGAGGAACUGGGCGUCAAGGAGGCCCAACUGAAAGCCCACAUACAGAAGUUUGAGCAGUUCAUCCAGGAGAACGACCAGAAGCGGAUCCGGGCCCUGAAGAAGGCCAACAAGGAGCGCGAGCUCAAGAGGCAGCGCAUGCGCGAGCUGGCCAAGGCCAAGCAGGAGAUGGCAGCCCUGCGGCUGGAGCACCAGCGGCUGAGCGCCAGGCUGCAGGAAUAUUCCAUCUUCAACAAGUUCCUGGAGAAGGUGGUGGAGAACUCGGAGUUCGAGGAGAUCCACGAGGUGAUCGCGCGCUACAAGACGCUGGUGAGCAUGCACCACGACCUCAUGCAGGCGGCGCAGGAGGGCCAGGAGAAGAUCGAGCGCGCCAAGGCGAGGCUGGCGCGCUACAAGGAGGAGAAGGAUGACGAGAUCCUGCAGCACAACAACGAGCUGGCGCGCCUGCAGAUGCGCUUCGACCGCGCACGCAGCGACGUCAUCAUCUGGGAAUCCCGCUGGGCACACAUCCAGAACACCGCCGCCAAGAAAACCCUCUUGCUCGGCACCAUUAAGAUGGCCACGCUGAACCUCUUCCAGAUCGUGAGCAAGCAGCUGAAGGAGGCGACCUUCGUGUCCCUGGAGGACACCCACAAACAGCUGGACAUGAUCCAGCAGUUCAUCCAGGACCUGUCAGACAUCUGGGCGGAGGUGAAGAAGAAGGAGCAACAGCAAGUCCGGGUUUAAAGAGCAGCCGUGGUCCCGGGAGGUUCGGAAACCGAGACGGAGAGAAAGUCCCUGCUGACCUUGCCGUCCAGUCAGCCCCGUCCAGCCCUCUGGACCUCUGUGCCUUUCUGCUGGGAAAUCCCUGUUUUCCUCCUCAGCCCUCAGCCCAUACAUCCCCGAAAACAUUAAAUUCUGUAAGAAGCUUGUUCCUAA